UGGGGGCGCCGACGUCGCUGCGUUGGCUUCGUGGCCGAUGGUUGCUGCUGACGUUGGAGGAGCCGUAGUAGCCGCGCUAGCGUGUAUGCGGGUCGUUGCCGGUCGUGUCCGCUGGACUCUGGGUGCUGCAGCAUGGAUCUACCGCUCGGAACGGUCGUGAGCCCGCACUACGCGUUCCCCAUCGUCGGCGUCAUACUGUGCGCCCUGCUGGUUUUCGCUUUCGGCUUCAAGUCGCCCAGCCAGCCUCCCAGCUUCGGAAGCAUCGACGAUGAGAGCGACAAGAAGAAGAAGCGAAAGGCCAAGGAGUCCCAGAAGAGCAAAGCGCAAGCCAACGGCCAUGCGCCAACUGCAUCCCCGAAAGUCGUUAGCCAAGCCAAGCCCAAAGUAGAGAAGGCACCUGCUCCUGCUAAACAGAAAACCGAGAAAACAGAUGCCAAGGCUGCUCAGCAAAAAAAGGCUGCCCAACCCCAGGAGAAGCGGCCGGUCACAGCGAAGGGAAAGAAGGAAGCUGCUGCAAAACAACCAGAGGAGCCUGCUCCUGCAGCGCAGUCAGCUGAGGAUGCUGGAGAUGGGUGGGUGCAGAAGCUGAGCAAAAAAGAUAAGAAGAUGCGUCGCAAGGAAGAGGAGAAGACCACCGUCUCGGCUGACAAGAGUCAGGCCAAAGCAUCGGCCACCGAAGAAUCCAAGAGCCCUGCCGCCAAGCGUAAGAAGCAGUCCAAGGAAGCCGAUGCUAAAAAGGCUGAGCCAGAUGUUGAAACGCCACAGGAACCUGUCACCGCUGAGCCAGUUGCCGCAGCUGAUCCUGAGUUCACACUUUAUCGAGACAUUGUAAACAAGGAACAUCCCAAGGAUCAGAGAAACAAAAAGAAGCCCAAGUCUCCUCCUACUGAGCCAGAGCCUGUGAAGACCCCGACCAAGAAGGAGCCGGCUAAGAAGGACGUCACCAAGUCCGAGGAUGCUGCUUCAAAAGCCAAAGGCAAGGGUGGCAAACCUGACAAAAAACAGGCUGAGGAUUCAAAGCCCAGUGAUACCGCCAAGAAGGCAGCAGCACAGGAGAGCUCACCUGCAGCGGAGCCUUCUGUGAAGCCAAGCAGCAGCCCAGAGACAGCAGAUUCAAAGAGCAGUGAAGUUGCUCCACCUGCAGAGUCCAACGUGGCUUUUGACGAACUCGGUGACGCCUGGACGGAGGCCAAGCCCCAGAAGAAAAAGAAGAAGGCCCGCAAAGACUGAAGCUGUGCCCUGCCUUCUUGCCUAGUCGCCCUGGAAUCCAGGUGAAGCGACCGUCUGCUUCGACGGGACCAAACCGCCGCCGCUGCGUCGAAAAAAAAUGUCCCUGCGUGUGUCUGUUGCCUGUUCAAUAGCACCAGCAGCGAGAACACUGGAGGGGCCAACGCAGUGGGGGCCGAUGCCCCCGAGCCAUCGCCUCUUUUCGUCUCUCGUGCAACAAGUGACUCUCUCUCUCUCUCCCUCGCUCGUGUGACGGUUCGCGAGCCGGGCGAGGUUUUGGAGCUGCAGUCAGUGGUGUCGUCGGGACGGCACAAGCCAGAAGUAUGCAAACGUGCUGCCACCACACCGCACCCCAGCCACAUCGUUUUAUUCACAGUCCUUGCAUUUUUUUUAUUAUUAUUAUUUUCCCGCGAGGUGUGGUGGUGGUGAAAGAAAACUCGCUGUGUCGCCCUCUUCGUUCCCCUAGGUAAUAAGGAACACCAGUGUGUCGAAUGUGUUCCUGCCACGCUUGCAAGGGAGUGCGAGUUUGUGUAACUUGCCCCUGCACUGGUGGAGAUGCUCAUUCUGUGUACUCUGCGUGUGAGGGAGACUAAAGCACACAGGAGGAGGGUGGGGACCUAUGGGUCAGUCCUUUCCCUCUUUUAUAAUGUUUGUUUGUUUCUCAACUUUUGUUGUUACGAAGAGUUUUAUUACUGUGGAGCAGGCCACUGUACAUCCCCGAGUGGUUAGCAGCCAAUAGUCGUUUGAAGGUCCCCGUGAGCAAAUGGAUCUCUCUGCGCCAUUUGCAAAGGUCAACGCUGCUCAACUUUUCGCUUCUUGAAGGUCUCUUUUUUAAUUUCUGUUUUUCUUUCUUGUUCUCGUUAUUUUACACUCAGGCUUUUCAUUUUUUUUUUAUCUGGGGAGAGUAAAUGCUAUAUUUCAUAUUAUGGUUGGUGGGUUGCAUUAAGAGUUUUACUUUUGCCGUUGUUUAUAUGGCACUGCCUUUUGCCACUAGUUUUUUUACUCUGACCUCCAUGAGAGCAGGGUUACGUGGCGGCUUCCACAUUUACGUGCCACACUUUUUCACAGACACAUGCAUGUUUUUUGUGCAGUCUCGUUUUCUUGUCUGGGAAGCUCUUCCUACACACACACAUAUAUAUAUAUACAUAUAUAUAGUACUAAAGGAACACUGGAAGGAGCGAUGGUUUUUAUGCAUUCCUCUUGUGUCAGUACAAUUUGAGCAGAGACCAUUCUGUGCGUACCUUGUCCAGGUUUCUUUGAACAUUUCGUCUUCCUUUCUUAAAUCGCGCUGCACCGACGUCCCAUCCCUUGUCACCUGGGAGUGUUGUUUUGGGAUGCUGUACAAGUUGUUAGUUACUGAAAGUUGUUUAUAACAUAAAAGCACGCUAUGUGACGACCCGUCAGGUCAAAGCAAAUGUGCAGCAAUGAAAAGUGAUCGAGAACUUUUUUUGGGGGGGGGCCUUGUCUGUACUUGCUGAAAGCUGUCCGCUGCCAAAAGUAUACCCGUGGAAGUAUACAGUCGGGUACAACUUAAGAAAUAAGUAGAGCCCAGAUGACCAAAGCGCGGCAGCCGGUUGCCUCCGCGACUAAAGAAAUAGUCCUGCUGACGAGACUUAACCCAGUUCAAAGCGUGGUCUGCCAUGUUCUCCGUUGCCGGGGUCACUGGCCGUCCAGCUCAUGACGUCAGUCUAGAGUGUGCACCCAUUGGUGGAGGCUCGUGUGCAUCCACCUUUGAGGGCUAAAUGCCGCUGCCUUCUAAAGUUGUACCCGACUGUAGAGGUGAGGAAACAUUGAUGGCAACUUGGCCACCUGCAUUGUUGCCAGUGUUUUUUUGUCUUGUUCUUGCAUGUGCGUCCUUUUUGCAGCAGACAUGUCUUUCAGUUAUAAGUGAGGAAGUGAUACAUUAUACCCACACUUUUUUUGUAUGUUUGUUUUUACGCUAUCAAAUCUUAUUCCAACACACUGCAUGGGUUCUGUCAUUUUCGUCUUUUUUCAUCCUUCUAUAUAAGUUUGCAAGGAGUUGUGAUAAAUGCAGGAAACGAACGGUGUUUUUGAAGUUGCUUCGCACUUUACCCCGUUGUUGGAGAGCAACUUGUUAUAAUGAUUAUCGAACACAAAACUGUGUACAUAAGGGCCAAAUGUCCGUGCAAGGACAGUUCCCACUGUUGUCUGCUCUCUUUGUAAUAAUAAAAAAAAGAAAGAGAA
Molecule: messenger RNA, 3432 nt
Organism: Dermacentor silvarum
Lineage: Eukaryota; Metazoa; Arthropoda; Arachnida; Ixodida; Ixodidae
Product: brain acid soluble protein 1 homolog
Exons: 10
Coding region: 133-1230 (365 amino acids)
Source: RefSeq, a predicted model, not a curated record